This is a messenger RNA of Nymphalis io (European peacock), 2741 nucleotides long. RefSeq names its product COP9 signalosome complex subunit 6 (gene CSN6). The transcript is spliced from 6 exons. Gene Ontology annotation, molecular function: metallopeptidase activity; protein binding. The record is from RefSeq and is a predicted model, not a curated record. Bases 172 to 1200 code for a protein of 342 amino acids. Gene Ontology annotation, biological process: protein deneddylation. NCBI's taxonomy places the organism in Eukaryota, Metazoa, Arthropoda, Insecta, Lepidoptera, Nymphalidae. Gene Ontology annotation, cellular component: COP9 signalosome.
UAUAAACUUCAAGUUAUUGAACUUCAGUUCAGUAAACUUCAGUUAAAGAAAAUUAAGAAAAUACUAAACAGUGCUAAUAUUAUGUGCUAAAUAUUAACUGUUUUCAUUAAAUAUUUCAUUUAUAUGUUUACGCUGUUGAGGAAAUUUGUAUAACAAGGUAAUCAUAGAGCCAUGUCUAGCGCAGAUCGAAUUGAUUUUGAGAUGGAGGUAGAAGUAGAAAGUGCUUCAUCGGGACCGCCGGUUGAUUUGCCAAAUCCCACGUCUCCCGCUCCUUCAACUGCUGGGAACCCUAAAAGUGUCGUGGUAACUACCGCUACGUCUGGUUCCGUUACUGUCUCCCUUCAUCCUUUAGUCAUUAUGAAUGUUUCUGAACACUGGACUAGGUUAAGAGCACAAGAGGGUUCACCACAAACUGUAAUUGGAGCUCUCAUCGGCAAACAAAAGGGUCGGAACAUAGAAGUCAUGAACUCAUUUGAAUUAGUUUUUAGUGUCAUUGAUGGUGAUAUAAUUAUAGAUAGAGAUUACUAUAACUUAAAAGAAGAACAAUUUAAGCAAGUAUUCUCAGACAUGGACUUUCUGGGUUGGUAUACUACUGGAGACACUCCAACAGAGAGGGAUAUAGCUGUGCAUCGACAAAUUUGUGAUAUUAAUGAGUGCCCAGUGAUGUUGAUGCUCAAUCCAGCCGGAAGGAAGGGCGAUCAAUUGCCAGUAGUAUUGUACGAGUCGGUAAUAGAUGUGGUGAAUGGACGGGCUACUAUGCUUCUUGCACCUCUGACAUACACUUUAGCUGCUGAGGAAGCUGAAAGGAUUGGUGUUGAUCAUGUAGCGAGAGUGUCAUCAGGCGAAGCGGCACUUAAUAGCUUGGUUGCGGAGCAUCUAACGGCUCAGAGAUCGGCUAUAAAGAUGUUGGUGUCCCGCGUGCGAGCCGUGCUGGCGACUGUGCGCGCCAUCCGCGACGGCGCGCUGCCGCCGCGGCCGGCGCUCCUGAGAGAAGCGAGAGCGCUCUCUAACCGACUUCCACUGCUGACUUCUCAGCAAUUCCGUACUCACUUCUAUAAUCAAUGUAAUGAUGUGGCGCUUAUGACUUACCUGGGUACGAUCACGAAGGGCUGUAACGCGAUCAACCAACUCGUGAACAGGUUCAAUGUUUUGUACGACAGGCAGGGUAUGGGACGCCGCAUGAGGGGACUUUUCUUUUAGGGCGGACUCUAAUAUUAAACAUUAAAAGUUAAAUUAGGCUGUGUGUUAUAGGAUGUUUGGAAGAUUACAUUGGUUUCAACUGUCUACAAAUAUUUUUUAUUUGUCAACGUUGGUUGAAAUUUUAAUAAAAAACUCAUCACCCGUGUUAUCUACAAGUUUACAACUUAUUAACCUAAAGAACUCCUUGCAGAAUAAACUAUUUUUAAGUUGCUUAUUCAGUAAAUUAAAAAAAAAAUAAUAAAGUGUAGGUUGAAAUUUGUUAGGGAUUGUAUUCAUUAUGGAAUAUCGAAAAGUCUCGCAUAUUAGAAUUAAUAUUAGUAACUAAUGUGACCUAAAUUGCAAUCGCGAAUGUUGCGGGCAUGAUGGAUAUCUAUUUUUUUAAUUUUAUGUUAAUCCGAGCAAAUCGGAAGCAAAUCGGAAUAGCAGGCGUCACAAAUUUUUGCAAUCUCUGACUUUUUUUUAAAUGAAUUAUUAAGCCGUUUCCAAACGAAAAAAUUCAGAUGGCAACAAUAAUAUUAUAUUACUCUAGUCUAAUAAAUAAUGUUUAAAAAGACAAUGUAUAUCUCCAAUCCGUAAUCGAAUGUACUUCUUGCGGACUUCGUGUUGACAAGGCAGUUAAAUAAAAUGUCCGUUUUAAAAACUAACCGUUAGUCACGUUCCAUUGUAAAAAUGUCAUAAUGUGAAACGGAAUGAAAAAUAAUGAAUGCGUUCAUUAUAAGAACAAAACGUAAGCCUCAAAUAGGAUGUAAGUUUUGUUCGUAAACAUAAAAAUGGAUCACAUAGAGCACGUUAAUAAAUAUUGCACAUCGACCUAUGAAAAGAGACAAUCAAUCAAUUCGCCUUCGUAGAGCGUUAUCUCUGUCGCACAAAACACUAACAAUCCGGUAUCUAUUAGGAGUUGUAAAACAAUUAUGAGUUUCUUUGUAAUUGAAUAAAAUACAAAUUUUUUUAUAUAAAUGCUGUCUUUAACUUGUAGAAAAAUAAAAUAAAAAGAUAAUGUUUAUAUCAGCGGUUUAGAGCACAGAUAUUGAAAUGGAAGAAAUUGGGAAUUUUAAAGGUGUUUGUUAUGUAUGUAAAAUUAAAAGGAAACAACUACAAUAUGACGUUGUAAACAAUGCUAUAUCUGAUCAGAUAUAUGUAUAAAAAAAUGGUGUGUUUUAUUCAAUGACACAGAAAUUCAUAAUUGUUUUACAACUCCUAAUAGACACCGGACUGUUAGUGUUUUGUGCGACAGAGAUAACGCUCUACCAUGCCGAAAUUAGUUGAUUGUCUCUUUUCAUAGGUCGAUGUGCAAUAUUUAUUGAAGGGCACUAAACAUUAUCCGACUGAUUUGGAAUGGAUUUUGUCAAAUGUCGGUGUUUAGUCAAAUAUCAUAAACACAUAGUUUCAAGAGGUCUUAAAACUGUUAAUAUGUGUAUUUUUUAUGUUUGUAAAAACAAAAAAGCCAUUAACAUAAAUGGGCCGGUUAAUGACGCAUUUGAUGUAUGUAUGUAACUGGAUAUGUAAAUUUUUUAGAUUAUUAAAAUCAUAAUAAAAAUAAA